UGUGACACUUUAGGUUUCGCUUUCUUUUCCUCAAAGCGCUUUCUUGUCCUCUUCCAUCCCGAUCUGUCCUGAAGCUGUUGUGUUGUUCGCCACGUCUACAUGCAGAAGUCAUGAUGCAGAAACAAAGUGGAGAGAAAAACAGCUUUGGCAACCUUACUUUGUUUGGUGCCCAACCUGCUACCAGCACGGCAGUGGACACCAAAGAUGUUCUCACCACAACUACAGCUGCAAUCAGCUCAAUCAACUCAACAGACAAAACAAACCAACUUGUUUAUACAUUCCCAGUUAAGAAGAAGCACAACUCUGAACUGAAAUACAAAGAUUGGAGAGAUGCCUCCAGCAGCUUUACACUUAAAACUGAAGACCAAUCUGGUGUUGCCACAGUAUCGAGUGCCAAAGAUGUUCUUAGCACAUUCAGCUCAGCAGAGCAAACGGUGGACAGGUGUUUUACUUUCACAGCAGGUCAACCCAAGCUGGAAUCUCAGUGGAGAUGUGUGGAGUGGACAGAAGAGCAGAGGACGAGCCUGAUGAAGACUGUCAGCUCCUACAGACCGAGCUGUGAGGAGGUGACUCAGGCCAGGGUUCUCCUCCUGGGGCCGGUCAGCUCUGGAAAGUCCAGCUUCAUCAGUUCUGUCCAGUCUGUGUUUAAUGGAAGAGUCACCAACCGGGCGAUGGUGGGCUCCUCCUCAACCGGCUUCACCAAGAAGCUGCAGUCCUUCAACAUCCGUGGUCAGAAGGGAGAAGAACCCACCAGACUGGUGCUGUGUGACACUAUGGGCCUGGGGGAUGGAGAAAUGACUGGGCUGACCAUCUAUGACAUCCUGUCCAUCAUUAAAGGUCAUGUACCUGAGGAACACAAGUUCAGCCCAGUUCAGCCAGUGCAAUCAGAGACUUUUGGCUAUGUGAAGAAGCCAAGCCUUAGAGACAAGAUCCAUUGUGUGGCCUUUGUGGUGGAUGCCUCUAAAAUCCUGACCUACCCGAAAGGUCUCGCCAGCACCUUCCAACAACUCAGAGAGCACAUUAGUGACCUGGGUGUUCACCAGGUUGCUCUGCUGACCCACAUAGACCGAAUUUGUCCAGAAACGAACAAAGAUGCCAGCCAGGUUUACAAGAGCCGCAUAAUUAAGGAGAUGAUGGGUAAAGCUGGAGCUCUGUUGGGUAUGUCCACCUCCUACAUCGUCCCUGUGAAGAAUUACUCCUCAGAGCUGGACCUGGACGUGAACACCGAUGUGCUACUUCUUAGUGCUGUGGACCACAUCCUGCAGUAUGCUGAUCUGUAUUUCCAGGACAAUACAGCACAAUAUACAAAGUCAAAGAUGGAAGAAAACUUUCGCUUCCAAGCCUUUGGAAAGUAAAAUUCAUACAACAUUAAGAUAGUUGUCUAUAGUUUUAAUGUUGUCCAAGCAUUAAUUUAUGCUUCAGCGUUUAAAAGCAACUUCAGUUAACUCAUUUUAAAGCCCUUGUGUGUAGAAUUUGAAAAUGUCUGACUUCAGUGAAUCCUAGUGGGCAUAUCAAAGCUAUAAUCAGAUAAAUAUUCUACACAUUGGGCAUUUAAACGGCCUUAUAAAAUAUUACUUUCUUAUAACGCUUUUUUGUUGUGUUGUUUUGUUUUCAGAAUUCAGAAUAAAAUCAGGAGUUUGUGGUA
Toxotes jaculatrix (banded archerfish) is the source of this 1645-nucleotide messenger RNA. RefSeq names its product interferon induced protein 44g (gene ifi44g). The record is from RefSeq and is a predicted model, not a curated record. NCBI's taxonomy places the organism in Eukaryota, Metazoa, Chordata, Actinopteri, Toxotidae. The coding region runs from base 111 to 1355 and encodes 414 amino acids. The transcript has 10 exons.